Callithrix jacchus (white-tufted-ear marmoset) is the source of this 722-nucleotide messenger RNA. Lineage: Eukaryota; Metazoa; Chordata; Mammalia; Primates; Cebidae. The record is from RefSeq and is a predicted model, not a curated record.
AUGAAGGACACCCCAGAGAUGAGAACAUUGGCAAACAGCCCCCAUGAUGGUGUCCAGCUGGUAAAAGUUAAUGAAGCCCUGGCAUCCAGAGAACCUGCUCAUCUGGAUCAGCAGCCUGGCCCACCUAACCCUUCCUUUGCAGAGAUCUGGGUGUAUGACCCAGACAGUCUGGCCAUCGCCCGUGACCGAGGCAAGGGCCCGGUGGCCGAGGAGCCGCUGAGCCUGCUGGAUGACAUGAACCACUGCUACUCCUGCCUGCAGGAACUGACCGGCAUCCCGAGGGGCACUCAGCUUAGCCAGGUAGAAAUCCUACAGCACGUCAUCGACUACAUCCUCGACCUGCAGGUGGUCCUGGCCAAGUCAGCCCCUGGACCCCGCAACGGGUCCCAUCUCCCCAUCCAGACAGCGGAGCUCGCUCCAGAACUUGUCAUCUCCAAUGACAAAAGAAGCUUCUGCCACUGACCCGGCCGUCCUGGCACCUCCUGAAUGCAGGAGCUGGUGCCCGUUUGGCCUGGGACCCCGGGAACCUCUCCUGCCGGAAGCGGGAUGGCAUGGAUGGGCCCCAACUUUGCCCUGCCCACUUGACUUCACCAAACCCCUUCCUGGAGGCUGAACCUGGUGCCCAAGAGCGAAGGACAGUGAACUUGUGUGGCCUGAGGAGCCAGAGUUAGCUCUGGCCACCAGCUGGGCGACGUCACCCUGCCCCUACCCCACCCCCAAGU